AGCACAUUUCCUCUAAGCUUCCCUGCACUUCGUCCCCCGUUGACUUCACUACAGCAGGAAGAAGAAGAAGAAAUGCCGAUGGAACGAGCGCUCGAAUCGGCAUCGGUGAGUUGGCUCAUCAACCACUUGGCCUCUCAGCAAGUCGUAGACUUCCUACUCAAGUGGGAGAUCGACUCCGCCCUUACCAAGAAGCUCAACACUCUCCUCCUCUCCAUCACCGCCGUCCUCAACAGCGCCGAAGACCGGCAGGUCGACGACCCCCACGUCAGGGCGUGGCUCGACGACCUCAGGGAUGCAGUCUACGAGGCCGAGGACCUGAUCGACGAGAUCGCAACCCGCGCCCUCGAAUCCGAACUCGGCACGGGUAAGUUGACCGGCUCCCUUCAUCUUAGCGAUUCGGUUAAGAAAGCCGUAGACUUUAAGCUGAAGGAUGUCGUCGAUCAUCUGAGUCCGUUCAAGGUCCCGAUAGAAUCGAAGAUUAGAGGCGUUGUUGAUAGGCUUGAGGAUAUUUCCAGGCAGAAGGACAUUCUUAGACUGACAGCAGAGGCUAGUAAUGCUAAGCUGAAAUCGCCGGGAUCUGCUGGGGGGUCACUGCGUUUGACGACCCCUGCGGUCACUGAGUCCCGGGUUCAUGGUAGAGAUGCUGAUAAGGAGGCUAUAAAACGUCUCCUAGUCUCGGGCUUAGAUGAGCUGUCAGUGAUCCCGAUUGUCGGUAUGGGGGGCAUUGGUAAGACCACCCUGGCUAAGAUUGUAUACAAUGAUGAGGAUGUCAAGGGUGCUUUUGAUUCGAGGGCCUGGGCUUAUGUUUCUGAUGUAUUUGAUUCUGCGGGUAUCUUGCGGGCACUGGUUGAGUCUGCCACUAGGGAGAUUUGCAAUACUAACAAUUUGGAAUUACUCCAGUGCCGCCUGCAGUCUCUGUUGAGUAAGAAGAAGUUCCUUGUUGUUCUUGAUGAUGUAUGGAAUGAUGAGUAUGGAAGGUGGGAUGACUUGAGGACUGCUUUCGAGAAUGUUGGAGCUGCGGGAAGCAGAAUCAUUGUGACGACACGGAGUGAGGAGGUUGCACGGAUCAUGCGGACUGGGCCGACUUAUCAUUUAAAAGGGUUGCUGGAAGAUGCCAGUUGGUCCCUGUUUGAGCAGAUUGCUUUUCCCAAAAUGGACUCUGCGAAGUACCCGAAUCUGAGACUUAUUGGAAGGGAGAUUGUGCUGAAAUGCAAGGGCUUGCCAUUGGCGGUGAAGGUCAUUGGGGGCUCACUCCUUCAAAACACGGAUGAGAAUUACUGGAGAGAUAUCGCACGCAGCAAAUUCUGGGAUUUACCUGGAAAAGAGAUUGUUCCCGCCCUUAGGCUAAGCUAUUAUCACCUACCGCCACAUCUUAAGAAAUGCUUUGCUUACUGUUCUAUGUUCCCAAAGGGUUAUGAGUUUGAUGAAGAGAUGCUCGUCCUUCUUUGGUUGGCAGAGGGUGUUGUGCAGCUGCCUGGAGCAAAGCAUGACAAACUUGAAGAAGAAGCAGCAAAGUUUUUCACUGAUUUGGUGUCACGAUCGUUCUUUCAGCAUUAUAGUGGUGAAGAUUCGACAUUUGUCGUGCAUGACUUGAUUCACGAACUUGCUCAAUCUGUCUCUGGGAAAGCAUCUCUUAGUAUGGGAAAUAAAGCAGAAAAUUCGAAGAAUUAUGAUUCCCUUGAGAAAACUCGUCAUUUAUCCUACAUCCGUGGAUUAAAUGAUGCCUUCCUGAAGUUUGAACCCUUUGGCAGAACUAAAAGCUUGCGCACUUUUCUUCCUUUAGAUCCAUUUCAUGGAUAUCGCCGAAGCAGCUUAACCAAAAAGGUUGUUCAUGAGCUACUACCCAAUUUAAGUGUCUUGCGGGUGUUGUCAUUACAAAGCUACGAGAUAACCAGUAUACCAGGCUCCAUAGGUAACCUGAAGCAUCUUCGUUACCUCAAUCUCUCACAUUCUCUAAUUCAGGAGUUACCUCAUUCAGUAAACAGUCUCUACAAUUUGCAAACACUGAUAUUGAAUGGUUGCAAGAAUCUUAUGAAGCUGCCUGAUGAUAUUGGAAGCCUGAUUAACUUGAGGCAUCUUAUUCUCAAUAAGACUAAUUUGCAGAUGAUGCCUAUGGGAAUGAGAAAGUUAGCAAAUCUUCGAUCUUUGACCAAUUUUGUUGUGGGAGAUGGUUGUGGAUCUGGUAUAGGAGAGUUGAGGGACCUGUCGUUGUUGAGAGGCAAGCUUCAUGUAUCAGGAUUGCAUAAUGUAAAAGAAGUUAGAGAUGCAAUAGAGGCUAAACUGAACUCCAAGAAAGACAUAGAUGAAUUGGUCCUUGAAUGGGAUGGUACAUCUGAUGGAUUGAGAGAUAUAGGAGUUGAAACAGAUAUACUUGAUGCUCUAGAACCUAAUGAAAGCUUGAGAAGGCUUACCAUCAGGUACUAUGGUUCCCCAGAAUUUCCGAGCUGGUUGGGAGAUCCUUCGUUUGAUAAGAUGGUCUCUGUUCAUCUUUAUGGCUGUAGAAAGUGCCGUUUUCUACCACCGCUUGGGAUGCUUCCUGGCCUCGAAAACCUCGUCAUUGAAGGAAUGGACUGCAUAAAGUCCGUGGGUCUGGAGUUCUAUGGAGACGCUUAUAUUGGUCAAGAUCCCUUUCCAUCUCUGAAGGCUCUGAAGUUUGAAGACAUGAAGGAGUGGGAGGAAUGGCUAUCCUAUGGAGAUGACGGAGUCAAGGGAUUUCCAAGGCUUUAUGAGCUUUCUGUUUUCAGAUGUCCAAAAUUGGGCAAAUUCAGUGGCAGAUUUGGUUCACUGGAAAUUCUUCGUAUCAAAAACUGUGCAGCUUUGACUUCAUUUUCAGAAUGUUCUACUGUUGAAACUUCAAACUUUGCAGAAUAUCCUCAUCUUCGGACGCUGGUUCUCCAUAAUUGCAUUGAGCUCAACAAUCUACCUGCCACCAUACCUUCCCUGGAAUCACUCAGCAUAGAUAAUUGUGAAAGACUGACUCAUCUUCCAAGCUUUGGAAUGCUUAAGAAACUGUCUUUGUUUGGUUCCAGCAUGGAAGUAAUUGGGAAUCUGGUUGACCUCACCUCGCUUACCUCUUUGGAAAUACGUGGCAUAUUGCAUCUGAAGAAUUUCCCUGAAGGAUUUCUACGGAAAUCUCGAAAGCUUGAAGAGUUAAAUGUUCUUACUUGCAAUGAUCUCAUUGGUUUGUCAGAUGAUGGCACGGGACUAAAUCACCUUUCCUCACUCAAAAAGCUGACUAUUUCCGCGUGUUCUUUCUUCAAAUCUUUGCCGGAUGAGACCAGGUGCUUACCACCUGUACUCACUUCUUUGGAUCUCAAACAUUGUGAAAAUCUAACCAAGCUACCGUCCGAGCUCUUCGGCAUCCUAUCUCUCAGAGAGCUGAAGGUCGAGAGGUGUCCACAGCUUGAGGCCUUUCCUGAAUCAGGUCUGCCACCGUUACUAAAACGCCUCGAAGUUCGAGAUUGUCCAGCUUUUAAGAUUUUUCCUGGGGAAAUACUGGAUAAAAACGUCGCCCUCGAGUACUUGGAGCUUCGCUCUUGCUCUUCUCUGGUAUCAUUUCUUGAAAAUGGUAGGCUACCCACAACUCUUAGACAUAUCAAAGUGGCAUAUUGCAAGAAGCUCCAGUCACUGCCUCAAGGAAUCAUGUGUAGGAAUGACAUGGCUCUUGAAUACUUGGAAAUUGAUAGUUGCUCUUCUCUUGUCUCAUUCCCAUCGGGGGAAUUACCUGGAGCACUCAAGAAGUUAGAGAUCAGCCAUUGUACGGCCCUCACGUCAUUACCUGUCAAUCUUGUCAGCCUGAGAAAUUUGGAUACCCUGGUAUUAACUGGAUGUCCUGCCGUGAAGGGCUUCCCUCGUGGUGGAUUACCUACCAAUUUAGUCUCUCUCAGAGUCUCAGAAUGUGAGGAGCUAAAUGCCCUCCUGGAGAGAAUUGACAAACUCAAAUGCCUCCAGGUGUUGGACAUAUUGAACUGUCCCAGUCUUGAAUUGAUCCCGAGGCAAGGCCUUCCUACUAGCCUGAUAUCGCUUUCUAUCCAGGACUGCCCAAAGCUCAAUCCAGUGGAUCAAUGGAAGCUGCACAAGCUCGUUAGUCUCAAACAUUUCUCCAUUGGCUGUUGCAAGGGUCUGAUUUCCUUUCCAAGCAAAUAUCUUCUGCCUGACUCGAUAACUUUGCUUGACAUUGUGGAUCUCCCGGAUCUCGAAUCCUUAUCGCCGGGCUUGGAGAAUCUCACCUCGCUUGAAAAUCUGGCGAUCAGUGGCUGCUCUAAGCUCCGGUCAUUGCCAGAAAAUGGGUUACCGCCUUCGCUUGGCAGUCUAGCGAUACGACAGUGUCCACUAUUGAAAGAACAGUGUGAAACCAGUAAAGGAGCUGAAUGGUCAAAAGUCGAGAACGUCCCCUAUGUGAUAUUGAUGUGAUCUUCACAUCCUUCCAUCACCGGAGGAAAUCCUGUCAGGAAAUCUUGCGGUUUGAUUGGUGUGGUCCACCGAAACAAACCUGGACGUGUUUGACAUGUAGCAUCAGAUGCCCGUACGGGGUUCUUCAUGAAUAACAUGCUGCUCUUUCCAGCGAUGUUCUUUUUGAGCUCUCUUAGUUUACGGUCAUCAAGCAAUUCAGGGAUCACUAAUUUCAUCAUCUCGAUCCGGGAUGCUCAUCUCAAAUCAAGCGUUCCAUUCUCAAGAUCCUUUUGAGCUGCAUCUUACUCCUCCCAAGCAUUCCUAAAAAAUGCUCUGUACUUUAUAUUUUUCUUGGCUGAAGAGAUAAGGGACUCGCAGCACUAGCUGUUGAUGGUCUACAACCAGAUGGAACGAAGUCCCACCAGCAACAAAUAUAAGGCACAGCAGACCACAAAUCCACUGAGCUGCAGAGUAUAUACCUAGAUGGCGUCGACCAUGCCUUGGGUCGUCCGGACCUGCAGAAAAUGCCAUGGUGGGUGCCCACUUCUGCAUUGGACGCGAGUCAAUCCCGGCUGUCCAGGAUGUGGAUCUUGGCCUGCCAUCCGCCACAGCUCCACCCCUUAAUGUUGCUUGAUCUGACAUAAAAGGCAUUCAGUAAAAGAAAAACAACUAUAUAGUUUUAUUUACUUAUAUGUACUUUUACAAGAGUAUAUAUCUGAAUUAGAUUCAACCCUGCAUAUGUCUCACCUAUUCUACUUGUAAAGUUCUGCAAAUGAUGAACUCAAUAAAAAUCUUUGUUCUUGACU
This is a messenger RNA of Punica granatum (pomegranate), 5198 nucleotides long. Lineage: Eukaryota; Viridiplantae; Streptophyta; Magnoliopsida; Myrtales; Lythraceae. The record is from RefSeq and is a predicted model, not a curated record.